Magnusiomyces paraingens is the source of this 966-nucleotide messenger RNA. RefSeq lists its product as uncharacterized. The record is from RefSeq and is a predicted model, not a curated record. The transcript is spliced from 2 exons. The coding region runs from base 1 to 966 and encodes 321 amino acids. Lineage: Eukaryota; Fungi; Ascomycota; Dipodascomycetes; Dipodascales; Dipodascaceae.
AUGUCAGAUCAACGUGUGGUUAUCAUGCUUACUAGCAUGGACGGUACUAAAUCCGAAACUUUUACCUUGGACAGUAACAAUAAUACUUUGAAAGUCGGUCGCGGAAAGAAGCCUUCUAUUUUUGCAGUCAAAACUUUGAGCCGUGAGCAUGGUUUAUUUACUCUCAAGGAUGACGAACUUCUCUAUACUGAACUUAAAAACAGACAUGGUACUUCGAUGGUCAUUAAUGAUCAUACUGUCACUCUGUCGCCGGACGAAACUCGACACCUUGGAAAGGUUGAUUCUCAUACAUUUAAGAAACUAUGCCCUAUGCACUUUGCUAGCAAGUUCAGUGAUCUUAAUUCUUUGAAAGUUAACGUUUCUGCUAAAAUUGAUGAUACCCCUGAUGCAAAAUCUACACAGAAAACAAGCUCUCAAGUCCCCUCUACUUUUGAAGAUACUGCCGACGAGACCUUUUUGCAAACCGAAAACAUUAAAAUUGAUGGAGAUAGUAAUGAUGAAGUAGCCAUUCCUGUUGAAAUUGAAACAGAAAAGACAGCUAAGUCUCAAGAUGAUGAAGUGAUUAUUGAGGAGAGUCUACAAGCUACACAAACAGAAUCUUUUCUGAAAGAUUCGACUGAAGCAGAACAAAAAGAGACUGCGGAAAUUAAGGAAACAGAACAAAAUUCUGAAAAUGACUCUACCACUCCCAGCAGAAAGCGAAAGAGAGAUGAUGAAAUUGAAGAGGAUAUUGAUUCUAAGAAGAAUAAAAAUGACGAGGCCGCUACUUCAGAUGAAAAAGAAGAGUCUUCUGCCGAAGCUACUACAGAAGAGAAGACGGAAGUUGUUGCUGCUCCCGCUGCACCACACGAAGAGAGGCCGUCAAAGCGUGCACGCAUUCUUGAUUAUAUUCUAAAGUUGGGCGUUGGAGCAGCCAUUGGAAGCGUAAGCACGUUUGCUCUUCUUGUUGCUACAGCCCCACAGUAA